UUGAUUAUGUUGACAACUUGAUUUAUAUUGAUUGAGGACGACGUAGUAAUGGAUUGAAGAAACACGCAGUGCAAACUGCAAACAGAUUUCAUAAAAGCGACUGUGUAGCGUGUAUGCGGAACCGCGAAAAUUUAAACAGAGUGCCGCGUUUCUCUCGCGACAUGUAAAAAGAACUUGUGGGCGCCCGACCAGCAGCGAUCAGCUGAUUCCAUUCAUAUCUUCAGUUCGCCAUUAGAAAGUAGGCGGAGUUAGUUAUUCCAACCAAUCACAUUCAGGGCGGGAAAUGCAAAAUCUAGCUUGUGCCGAUGCCGCGGGAAAUCUGAAUCUAAAAGACAGUUUGUUUGAGAGGGAAUCGUUUGCCAGAAAAACGCGCUGCAACUCGAUUUUUGAUUCAUUUUCAAGUAGACUUUUUCGAAGAGGAGACUCGUUCAUAUUUCUAAGAUCUUACACGAGCAAGAUAUUAAUCAAAGCAUUUCUAUUAUCCGUUUCUCUGCCGAAACCUACCUCCCGAAUAUUCAAUAUGGAAGCUCCACGUGCCUCAAAGAGAUUAAGAACACACGUCAUUAAAGGCAAAAAGAUUGCUAUUGAAGGAAAUAUUGCAACUGGCAAAUCAACAUUUAUAAAAAUGUUACAAAAUGAAUCAGAGGAAUGGAGUGUUGUCCCUGAGCCUGUUGCCAGAUGGACCAACAUCAGUACGGGAGAUGACGAGGCACCGUUAUCUCUGUCCCAACAAAGUGGAGGCAACUUACUCCAGAUGUUUUAUGAUGACAUCAGUCGAUGGUCGUAUACUUUCCAGUCAUAUGCUUUGCUAAGUCGAAUGCGCCUCCAAAGAAAAGGCGUUCCACCUGAAUUGGAAGAUGCCAAUAACCCAGUGCAGUUCUUUGAGAGAUCAUUACAGUCAGAUAGAUAUAUAUUUGCUUUGAACUGUUAUGAAAGUGGUGUGAUGUCAGAAACGGAGUGGAAUAUUUACCAAGAUUGGAGCAGCUACCUCUUGCGAUCAUUAGGAGAAUUGAAAUUGGAUGGAAUCAUCUAUCUUAGAGCAAACCCAGAGGUUUGUUAUUCAAGAAUGCAAAAACGAGGGAGGGAUGAAGAGAAAACUGUAUCUCUUGAUUAUUUAAAAUGUCUUCAUGAGAAACAUGAAGCUUGGUUGCAUAGGAAUGAAGUUCAAAUGGAUCCAACAUUAAUUGGCGUUCCCAUAUUGACGUUGGACUGCAAUGAAGAGUUCGUUGAAGAUGCUGAACGGCAACGGGCGAUGUUGGAUAAGGUUAUCAAGUUUGUUGGUGCUGAUGAUACUUUGGAUGAUUCUGGAGUCGAUUCGAACAAUGUUUCUACGAGUUGCUCUGAAGAAGGAAAUUCAGAUGUUGAAUAUUAAAUAUAUAUUUAUUCUGUACUGUAAAAUGGGUGUCGGGGGCAAACACCGGUGUCUCGAUCUAGUUAGUUCAAUUGCCGAGAAUCAAAUCAUUCAAUAUAUCAAUAAAUAUGAUAUAAAAUAAUCCAUCUCGCUAAAUAUAUUCCUGAUGCCAUUAGUUUAAACCAAAUUUUAUGGACAAUCUUUCCGGCACAGUUGAAUGUGAUAUAUAUGUGUUUGCAAUGAAGCCUGCAUACCUAGUUAAUUUUAUAUAUUUAUCAUUACAAUUUAAAACUCCAUCAAUCAUACACAGUGGUGGGGCAUAGAUAAAUCUCUUGGCAAUUUUUUGCACUGAUAUUUUACUUUGCCACACCAAAACAUAUUGAUAUUUGAAGCUGUUAUGCGAAUGUUUUAUACAAAUUUUAUUGAAUUUUUAUCCUGUCACUGCCUUUCUUUUUUAAGGCUGCUUCGUUUUGCUGCCCAGUUCAUUCGGGCUUUUAUAGUUUGCUUUAAUCACUGAUCUUUAUAUCAAGUUGUUAAGGCUGAUCUUACUCUUGUGUUUUGUUUUAUUUGAAUAAAAUUUGGUUUGUAUUUGUAUAUUUGCUAUGAUAUACAUCGUUAUGCAUAAAGUUGAAAGUGGCACGUGAGCGGUUUGGUAAAAUAGUUCCUUUCCUGUAUUUAUAAUAAAUCCUAAUAGCU
Molecule: messenger RNA, 2047 nt
Organism: Styela clava
Lineage: Eukaryota; Metazoa; Chordata; Ascidiacea; Stolidobranchia; Styelidae
Product: deoxycytidine kinase 2-like
Cellular component (GO): mitochondrion; cytoplasm
Molecular function (GO): deoxynucleoside kinase activity
Source: RefSeq, a predicted model, not a curated record